Molecule: messenger RNA, 707 nt
Organism: Quercus lobata
Lineage: Eukaryota; Viridiplantae; Streptophyta; Magnoliopsida; Fagales; Fagaceae
Product: B12D protein
Exons: 3
Coding region: 183-452 (89 amino acids)
Source: RefSeq, a predicted model, not a curated record
AAAGAAGAAAAAAAGAAGCAUAUACUAAUUAAUAAUAUUUUUUUAAUAUAUAAAAAACUAACAUUUCUAACAAUCUUUACUCAUCAAAUAUAAAAGGUCUCGCCAUUUCAAUUUUCUCACUCUCUUUCCUCGCCGCAUUUUCCUCACAAACUUUCAAACUCUCAAGUCCGUGCGUUGUUGAAAUGGCGAAUCGAUGGCUGAGGCCCGAGGUUUAUCCGCUGUUUGCGGCCGUAGGAGCUGCAAUAGGGAUCUGCGGGUUCCAGCUUGUCCGCAAUAUCUGCAUCAACCCUGAAGUCAGGGUGAACAAGGAGAAGAGGGCUGCUGGAGUGCUGGACAACUUUGCUGAGGGGGAGAAGUACGCUGAGCAUUUCGUAAGAAAAUUUGUCCGCAACAAGUCCCCAGAAAUUAUGCCAUCCGUCAACAACUUCUUCACAGACCCAAAUCGAAGCUAAACUCUUGAAUAAAGAGAACUAAGUGGAGAUAUGAACCCUAGUAUGAUUGUUAUUUGCAAUUGAAAACUGUGUUAAAUUUGCAUCUAGUGGAUGUCGUUGAAUUUAUAAGUGUGGGUGAAUAAAACUUGAAUUUUAUAUGUGAGAUAGGUUAACUGCAUCCACUUGGAAGGAAAAUUUCCUGUGGUUCCUUACCUGUUUUAAAUUGAAUUGGCAGAUGUGUAUUUCAUUCAAAUGUCUUAGUACCAUUUUGGGGCA